AUGAAGAAACCAAAAAAGCACAAAAUUCACAAAAAUUCACAAAGACUUACAAAGAAACACAAAAUAGCACAAAGCAACAAACUUAGACAGAACCCCACUUCGUCUCAUUCAAACCUAUCCACUUCUUCUCAUUCACCUUACCUUCUCUCGCUAUUUCACAUCCACACACCCGCUCCCAAAACAAAACUUCGCACCGCGACCACUCCAAUAAUGGCCAACCCCAUCUCUGUUACGUCGUCACGGCACACCACCAGCCUUGAUGGCGCCCUCAGUGGCCACCUCCAAAACUCCUUUAUAGGCACAGGAAACCCUGGAGUGCUGGUGAUGAGCAGGGUGCUUAUGUCGUUGAGAUCAGGAAUCGACACCGAAAUCGUUUGGGCACUUUCAACUUUAACCGAAUAUUCCUCAACCAAUACCAGUCUUCUCAACCUUGAAAGUGCAGAAUUUGUAGGCCAUGAACUCAUGAACUAUUUUUUCCGUCCCUAUGCUCUUAUAAAUGAGGGAAACCCAGUCACGAGAGCUCAAAUCUCCCAGAGUUGUGAUGCGUUAUUAUCAUUGAGAAACCUCUGUCAAGAUUUGAUCAACCAACAGUGGCUCUCACAGUCCAAAGCGUUCAAGAAACACGCUACCGAGGUGGUCAAGUUUUGUUCUGGCUGGCUUUAUGGCUCCACAGUGCAUGAACCUCAUCUUCAACCUUUUGAAAAUGAGUUCAUUGAAACUUUUAACCAUUUGUUGGACCUUUUGGAGAUCUUGAGUUGCUACUACAUUGAUAACACGAAGAACGACCAGCUUGUGCAACAGAUUUUGGCGCUUUCCUUGGUGGCUAGAGAGAAAAACGUGGUGGUAAGCACCUUGACCAUCUUGACCCAUUUACUCUACACUCGUGACGAUAAACCCGAAGAUGACGUGGAAAAAACUCCUAAUAACUGCAUCGAUGCUAUCACGAUCAACCACCUCGAAACCUUCGCAAACUACCUCCUUAUUGCUGAUAACGAACUUGCGUUAGCUGCCCUCAAUUUCUUCAACCAAUACUUAUCGUCUGAUACGUUUCACCCAUCCCACGCCCACUCAGUGAGGUCUUCUAGGGGCGAGCGACUCUCUCUAUUAUUACAGCUCAAAUCCACAAAGACGAUUUUCGAGAUUUUUGUCAAACAACUCCCACGGCUUAUCGUCCAAGACCUCCCACUUAGUGGCGCUCCGGCUGUCCCCGUGGCCAGCUUGUCACGCCGGUCGCAACACUCGAGCAUCCCUUCGCAAUUGCCCCAUCUCCCCAGUGAGUUAUACGACGUUAUUGUAAAAUUUCCUGAACCGUUGAGAGCAACUACAUGGCUAAGAUGCUGCUACGAGCCGUAUUUCGAAACCACCACCACUGCUUCUGGCCAAACCGACGUCAUUCCGGGAGAAGUUACGCAAAUCUCAUUGUGGAAGGCAUACGAAAAACAGUUUGAACAGGUAUGGCAGACCGCCAAAACCCGUCCAAAUCCAGAUUGGCCACCACUUUUGCCGGCAGUUGACUUUAUCAAGAACGUCAAUUCGGCAUUCCCCAACUCCGAGGCCAUGGUAGUGACUUUGGAUGCAGAGGGAGAUCAGCCUGCAAAGAAAAAGUUUAUUAUUAAAGGCAUCCAGCCCAGACAAUUUGUGGUGAAUAUCGAUGUUGCCAACUACGAAGCUUUGAAGCAAAAGUCGGCGUCAACUUUGACCAACACCUCAAAUGGAAGUCUUCCCAUAGGGCAUAUUGACCAAGAAAAAUUUCAACACACAUUGAAACAAAAAAUUGAGCAGACUCUCACGCAAAACUCCAAUGCCAUUCCGCCACUUGCAAAGGGAAAUCCAGUCAAUACCGUAAGCGUUGAAUUGAUGCUGCGGGUGUUCAGCGAAGUAAUUCAAACCGACGAUUCGGGUGAACUAGGCAACGUUUUCCGGGUGUUCAAUAGUUACUGGCUCCCUGACGUGGUGUAUGCCAACCCUGCUCUUGUGCAGCAUGGCUACAUCGACGGAAAAUGGCUUGGAUAUCUCCUUUAA
This is a messenger RNA of Meyerozyma guilliermondii ATCC 6260, 2022 nucleotides long. RefSeq lists its product as uncharacterized. Lineage: Eukaryota; Fungi; Ascomycota; Pichiomycetes; Serinales; Debaryomycetaceae. The transcript has a single exon. Bases 1 to 2022 code for a protein of 673 amino acids. Gene Ontology annotation, molecular function: DNA binding. The record is from RefSeq and is a predicted model, not a curated record. Gene Ontology annotation, biological process: regulation of DNA-templated transcription.